Messenger RNA from Cajanus cajan (pigeon pea), 1968 nucleotides. RefSeq names its product aminoaldehyde dehydrogenase 2, peroxisomal. Lineage: Eukaryota; Viridiplantae; Streptophyta; Magnoliopsida; Fabales; Fabaceae. Gene Ontology annotation, molecular function: oxidoreductase activity, acting on the aldehyde or oxo group of donors, NAD or NADP as acceptor. The record is from RefSeq and is a predicted model, not a curated record.
UACUAGUUAGAAGCAGUAGCAGAGUUGAGUUGGUUAGAGCUAGAGAGACAGUGUCAUCUCUCCUUGUACAGACAGAAGAUGAGCAUCCCAAUCCCCACUCGACAGCUAUUCAUAAACGGAGACUGGAAAACCCCUCUCCAAAGCAAACGAAUUCCCGUCGUCAACCCUGCCACCGAACAGAUCAUCGGCGAUAUCCCUGCCGCCACUAAGGAAGAUGUCGACCUCGCCGUCGCCGCCGCCAAACACGCCCUCUCCCGCAACAACGGCGCCGAUUGGGCCUCCGCCUCCGGAUCCGUUCGGGCCCGCUACCUCCGCGCCAUCGCCGCCAAGAUCACCGAGAAAAAGCCUCAGCUCGCAAAGCUCGAAGCUAUUGAUUGCGGAAAACCUCUCGAUGAAGCCGCAUGGGACAUCGACGAUGUUGCUGGUUGCUUUGAGUUCUACGCUGACCUCGCUGAAAAAUUGGACGCUAAGCAGAAGGCUCCGGUCUCUCUUCCCAUGGAGACAUUCAAGAGUUAUGUUCUUAAGGAGCCGAUUGGGGUUGUUGGAUUGAUAACUCCGUGGAAUUAUCCUCUGUUGAUGGCUACGUGGAAGGUUGCUCCUGCUCUGGCGGCUGGUUGUGCCGCAAUAUUGAAGCCAUCUGAGUUGGCUUCUGUGACGUGUUUGGAGCUGGGUGAAAUUUGCAGAGAAGUGGGGCUUCCUCCCGGUGUGUUGAACAUUCUCACUGGAUUAGGGCCUGAAGCUGGGGCUCCUUUAGCGGCCCAUCCUGAUGUAGACAAGAUUGCCUUUACUGGAAGCUCAGCAACCGGAAGCAAGAUUAUGACGGCAGCAGCUCAGCUGGUCAAGCCUGUUUCACUAGAGCUUGGCGGGAAAAGCCCAAUCAUUGUUUUUGACGAUGUUGACCUUGACAAGGCUGCUGAAUGGGCCAUCUUUGGCUGCUUCUGGACAAAUGGUCAGAUAUGCAGCGCAACUUCUCGCCUUAUUGUACAUGAAAGUAUAGCAACAGAAUUUUUGAAUCGGAUUGUGAAAUGGACCAAAAACAUCAAAAUUUCUGAUCCCUUGGAAGAAGGUUGCAGACUUGGCCCUAUUGUCAGUGAAGGGCAGUAUGAAAAAAUAUUGAAAUUUAUCUCAAAUGCCAAGAGUGAGGGGGCAACCAUUUUGACUGGUGGGUCUCGCCCAGAGCAUCUAAAGAAGGGGUUCUUUGUUGAACCAACUGUCAUAACUGAUGUGACUACCUCCAUGCAAAUUUGGAGAGAAGAAGUAUUUGGACCCGUUCUCUGUGUAAAAACAUUUAGCACCGAGGAAGAAGCUAUUCAUCUAGCAAAUGACACUGUUUAUGGCUUAGGUUCUGCUGUAAUAUCAAAUGAUCUAGAAAGAUGUGAGCGCAUUACUAAGGCUUUUAAGGCUGGAAUUGUAUGGAUUAAUUGCUCUCAACCAUGCUUCACUCAAGCCCCGUGGGGAGGCAUUAAACGCAGUGGUUUUGGUCGUGAAUUAGGAGAAUGGGGACUUGAUAAUUACUUAAGUGUGAAGCAAGUGACUCAGUAUAUCUCUGAUGAACCUUGGGGCUGGUACCAGUCUCCUUCAAAGCUGUGAUAGGUAUCUAAAAGAGUGACAUGAAAUAAGGUGUGGAUAGUACCAAAUAACGGUUAUGAUCCCGAAGUAUGUCUAUGUGUAACAGUAGAACUGGUUUGCAGUCAUGUUAAUGCUGGUAGUGUUUUUAUUUGAUUUGGUUAUGGUUAGCUCCAGUUCCACCUCGAAUAAUUGAAUUUCAUCAUGAAAGACUUCUCUGAGCUCUAGUUCGCUCAGACUGAAAUAUCAUUCCUGCCAUGAUCCAUGCCACUCUUUUUUCUUGAGGGGUUGGGGAACUGGAUUGCCUGCAGUCAUGAUCUAAAGGAUUGUAAUUUUAUUUUCUUAUAUUUUAUUAAUUUUACACGUGUUGGAAAAUAAAAUUAAGGACAGAGAUUGAGCUUC